Lycium ferocissimum is the source of this 2822-nucleotide messenger RNA. Its product is annotated as U-box domain-containing protein 4-like. The transcript has 2 exons. Lineage: Eukaryota; Viridiplantae; Streptophyta; Magnoliopsida; Solanales; Solanaceae. Gene Ontology annotation, molecular function: protein binding. Gene Ontology annotation, cellular component: cytoplasm; nucleus. The record is from RefSeq and is a predicted model, not a curated record. The coding region runs from base 59 to 1375 and encodes 438 amino acids.
UAACAAAAUACUCAUUUCACCAAAUCAAAACUUUUUUUUUUUGCUAAAGUUUCCAAACAUGGUUCUUCUAGAUAAUUCUAAUUCUCAUGUUUCUUCUACUUCCCAUUACACCCAAACACGGCCUUAUUACUAUACUCCACCACAAUCCUCCUCCAAAGUUUCAAUUGGCCGGUCCAUGCGAACUAUCCGGUCCACUCUGUACCAAACCGACUACGAAAACUCCGGUCCAGUCUAUGAGAACCUUACAGAUUCCUUUGUUGAUUUUAACCUUAACGAGCUCGCUAAAAAGCCACCGGUUAAUAAAUCCUCUUCGGAUGAAAUAGAUUUUCUGGAAAUAUCUCAAACUUUCAGUGAUUUCUCGGCGUGUAGCAGUGAUAUUUCCGGGGAAUUGAACCGUCUAGCUAACAUACCAAAUUUGGAUCCGGGUCGGACCUCCGAACCCGAAACGGAACCGGAGCCCUGCAUAGGGUUUCUAGAAAGGGAAACGUUUUCAACGGAGAUAAUAGAGAGUAUUGAGCCGGAGGAUCUUCAACCGACAGUGAAACUCUGCGUUGACAGUUUAUAUUCACCGUCAGUGGCCGUGAAAAGAUCGGCAGCGGAGAAGUUGAGGUUUUUAGCUAAAAAUCGAGCUGAUAAUCGCGCUUUAAUCGGCGAAUCCGGUGCUAUUUCAGCAUUGUUACCGCUUCUCCGAUGCUCCGAUCCGUUUACUCAGGAACACUCAGUAACGGCUCUUCUCAAUCUGUCGCUCCACGAACCAAACAAAACUUUAAUUACAAAUUCCGGUGCCAUAAAAUCUCUGAUCUAUGUUUUAAAAACCGGCACUGAAACGUCGAAACAAAAUGCUGCAUGUGCGCUGCUAAGCUUAGCUUUGAUAGAUGAGAAUAAACUGUCCAUUGGUGCUUGUGGUGCUAUUGCUCCAUUGGUUGUACUAUUAAUAAACGGUACGAAUCGGGGAAAAAAGGACGCAUUAACAACGUUAUACAAAUUAUGUACUGUGAGAUUGAAUAAAGAGCGGGCGGUGAGUGCCGGUGCUGUGAAGCCAUUGGUGGGGUUAGUGUGUGAGGAGGGCACAGGGUUAGCUGAGAAGGCUAUGGUGGUGUUAAGUAGCUUAACAGGGAUCGAGAUGGGGAAAGAAAGUAUAGUAGAGGAAGGAGGAAUUGCUGCACUUGUCGAAGUUAUUGAAGAUGGAUCUGAUAAAGGGAAGGAAUUUGCUGUAAUGACUCUUUUGCAGCUGUGUAUUGAUAGUGUAAGGAAUAGAGGGCUUCUUGUUAGGGAAGGAGGAAUUCCUCCUCUUGUUGCUUUGUCGCAGACUGGAACUGCUAAAGCUCAGCAUAAGGUGAGUUUUUUGUUUGAUGCCAUUGAAAGGAAAUUUUGAUCAAUUGCUUGUGCUUAUCGUUAGAGGAAAUACUUCCUUAUAUAUAAGCAUACAUAAAAAAAUUAGUGUUAACUUUUUAUUUCAUUUUAUAAUUGUUGCCUUUUACUUCACAUAGGAACAUUAAUAUUUGUAAUAGCAAGGAUUAAUUCAAGUUAAUAAGAUAUUAGUCAUGUAUUUAAAUACUUUACCUUGGAUGUUGUUGUAAAAAAAUGUUUAAUAAUAUGAAGAUUUGAGUGGCUUAGUUCAAAGUUCUAAAAUAUUUCUCUUAAAAAGUACAUAGUUUUUCUUUCUAUCUUUUGUUAUCUAAAUUUUGUAUUUCUUUUUACUAUCUUCAAUAAUGUUUAAGAGAAAAAAAAACUAUCUUCAAAAGUUUGGGGGCCUACAGUAAAGGUUUUACUAGCCUCACCCUUUAGCCACCCCGGCAACUAAAUGAUGCAUACCAUAAAGAGGAAAUCUUGAUCAAUUACUAGUGCUUAUUGUUUACCAUAAAGAUGGAAUCUUUAUCGAUCGUCUGUCGUUAUAUUGCCAUUGAUCAUUUGAAAUUAUAUAUAGUAUUAUGUGGGUAUACUUGUUUGACAUGAAUGGAGCAUGAUGGAUUUAAAGGAAUAGCAUAGCAGAAUCCAACUAAACCGAGAUUGAUGCAUAGUUGAGUAAUUUUUUUGGAUGGAUAAAAUGUAUCCAUUAAAUCGCCGUUGAUCUUUUUGAGUAAUAGGUUGUAUUUUAUGGGAAUACUUGUUAGAAAUGAAUAGAGUGGUAAUGGAUUCAGAGGAAUUGUACAUCCAAAUCCUACUAGUAAUUGAGAUUGAUGUGUAGUUGAUUGAUUGAUUCAGGUCUACUUUUGGGAUGGGAAAAAUAGCAGUUUAUUUGAAUAAUGGUACCAGUUUAUUAAAUUGACUAGAUAACUAAUAAUCUAAUAUUGAGAUCAAUCUUCAAAUUUAAGUUGUGAACAUUAGUAGUGAAAUAAGUCCAAGAUUUUCACUUCUGCCCAUAGUCAUGUCACAUUUAGUGUUCCCAUUUUUGGGUGUAGAUUUGGAAGAUGAACAUGGAAAAGAUGGAAAAAAUAAAAAGGAAAUUUGUAGUUGCCAUGCUCUUUAAUGAAUACUGCGUUUACUUGAAUUUGGUGCUGUCAUAUCUUGAAAAUUAGUGCUUGUAAUGAUGUAUAGAUUUUGAAUGCUAGUAGCAGUGUUGCUUUCAGUGACUGAUGUAUGAUCUAGCGUAUGCAUUUUUGGUCCAUGAAAACGGAACUUGUAGUUUUCAGAUAACUGUCUUGUUAUGGAAAGAUUUAACCUUAAUGGGGCUUUCAGAUAGCUGUCUUGUUAUGGAAAGAUUUAAUCUUAAUGGGGCUUUCAUUAUUUUUGUCAGGCGGAAACAUUACUCGCAUACUUGAGGGAACCAAGACAAGAAGCUUCUACUUCAACUCCUUAGAGAGAGGUAGCUUAGAUGGUCU